Pangasianodon hypophthalmus (striped catfish) is the source of this 1492-nucleotide messenger RNA. It is a transcript of the gene smim13, whose product is annotated as small integral membrane protein 13. The transcript has 3 exons. The record is from RefSeq and is a predicted model, not a curated record. Bases 228 to 494 code for a protein of 88 amino acids. NCBI's taxonomy places the organism in Eukaryota, Metazoa, Chordata, Actinopteri, Siluriformes, Pangasiidae.
GCUGACUACUUCCGGGUCACCUACUUCCUGGAUCAUUUUGUUGUUGCCUGUAACUCGUACAGUUUUGCUAGGAAAUAUUGUUUCAUAAACGUGUCGCAGUUAUGUAGAAAGCUUACUAACAGAAGACCAGCAGGCCCUCCAUGAGCCGUGUGUGUCCCCGUGAGGAACGAGUGGACUGAGAGACAGAGAGAGACAGAGAGAGAAAGAAAGAGAGAGAGAGGGAGAGAAUGUGGCAGAGUCUGGGCUUGACUGUGCUGGUCAUCGUGGCCACUCUCAUCUGUGUGCUGCUCUUCAUGCUCUUCGGUUGGUACGUGGUGUGGCAGCUCUUCCUGUCCAAGUUUAAAUUCCUGCGAGAGCUGGUCGGGGACACGGGCUCGCCACAGGCCGAAACGGAACCCUCGGAAUCGGAGAGCGAACGCAGCUCCCCUCCGACGCCCCGCCAUCGAGCCAAACCCGCACGCCAAAGAGUCGCUUUUCCAAGCAGCACUACGUAAAUUUCAAGAAAACACUUUCGAGCUCCGAAAUGAAAUUGAUGAACGAGCCACUCAGAAAGCACUUGCCCCUUUUAGACCUUGCCAAAAAUAACAAAGAAAGGGGUGCCAAGCAAAAUUUAAAUGCUUAAUAUCGAUGUGUAUAGUUGUAGUCUAUACAGCAUUUUCCUUGACUAAAAUUACAGCUUCUCUUCUCUCUCCCUGUCUUCACCUCUUCCUUUUCUUUCUUUAGUUUUAUUCCAUUGUCAGAAAGGCACUGUGUAAAUAACUUAGUGUUCAGUUAGAAGAGAGUUCUUCUUCGCAGAUCACAUCCAGGACCUUACAGCUAUCAAACCGUCAAACCGUCCUCGUCUAUUUAUCUGUUUCGAGACUGUGUACAGUCGAAAGACAAAGUGGACAGUUGAAAGACGAACUACAUUUUACGAUUUUCCGUUUCCGAAGCGGCUCGGGCAGGCCUGCUACUCCUCGUUCGACUGACUUGCCAUCAUGCUGCUAAACCAUUUCAUACAGGUAACCGCACACGGGCUGCUAGGUGAGAGGGAACCGUAAAAGGAGACGUAAACAAUGCUCUGAAGCUAAACAUCUGAAGCAAACUGACAAAACAGUCUGACUUUAUUUACAUUCAACUCUUUUAGACAUCUGAUGUGCAAUGCAAGGAGGAAUGUACCAAUCAGCUAGCAGAAAAUAGGCCCCACACCUCCGCAAUGAAACGUUUCCAGGCUAACCUUGGGUUCCACAUGCGAUACAGGGGUUGGAGCUUUGUGACGCCACUCAUAUAGGAUUCAUUUGUUGUUUUCUUUAACCAUGCUAAAGAUUAAUAUUAAUAAAUCAGAUCUGUUACUAGUCGACUCCACUCCUUCUGAGCUCGCCCAGAAUGAGCCAACUCCACUGAAACAGCGUAAAGCAGCAUGGAAGCUGUUAUAUUUUAUGUUUUAGGAUCAUUUCUGUUAUGGCAACAGCUGUAUUUUUCCCUUCACAAUAAAAGUAUUGGAUAAAACCUU